AUGGCUGUGUCCUGGCCCAAGUUCGGGACAAACUCUGACGAAAUACCCUCAAAAUCCACAAUGGCCAUAUCUGCAAGCUCCUGUCGUGAUCUCUUAACAGAAACACCGACACCGUCUGUCUCCUCGAUCGCUUCUGGCUUGAGCACAGAAACCUCGCAAACAUCCACGGCAUCGGCCACCUGGAACACGAGCUUUGACACGUUCAGCACCAGCGCCUCCACGGUCUUGAACUGCGAGUCCGAAACGUACUGUUUCACGGCAGAAAUGACGUUAUCAAUGGAAACGUCGCCAGUCACCGUCAAAACCAGCUCCAGCACCACCGGCUGUUUGGCCAGCCGUUCCUCCUUGAACACCCCGAUAAGUGUGUCAACGGCGAUAUUUGUCACCUUAAUUGCACUUGUGGCCUCUGAUUCAAGAUCGCGCUGCAUCUCGACCCGAACCUGGCAGUUUUGUUUCUCCAUAUCAAAAGUAAGAGUAGCAUGCUUGCAAUUUGUGCUUUCGAACAAGACGUCCUUGAAAAGCCCGUCUCCGAGCUGCAAUACCGAACGGAAACUCCGAUUUAUGUUCCUGCGCUCAAAUCCACGAAUGUCGCGGCUCAGAACCGCAUAG
Molecule: messenger RNA, 609 nt
Organism: Ogataea philodendri
Lineage: Eukaryota; Fungi; Ascomycota; Pichiomycetes; Pichiales; Pichiaceae
Exons: 1
Coding region: 1-609 (202 amino acids)
Source: RefSeq, a predicted model, not a curated record